AUGAGUAGAGAAGCAGUUCUAGCUAUUGAAGAAGUCACGGAUGGCACGAAUCUGAUUCUUCCAGAUACUGACGUGAGUAGAUCAAGCAAAUCUUCAGUUUCAUUGUUUGCUCCAGCAUUGAGUGAGUCUGAGCAAUUCAAAAAGACGCACUCUUUGGCUAAUCAAAAAGAGCUCAUAGCCCUCCAGAGACUAGAUGAUAAGUGUGUGCAGCUUCAACAAGAGGGAUGUUACGCGAAAGCUCUUGAGUGUUUGGAGAAGGGACUUGUGCUGAGGCAGCAUUCUUUUGGCUCAGAGAGUGACGAAGUCUGGACUUGUUGUCGGAAGGUGGGCGAGAUAUGUAACCUCCUAGCUAUGACGUAUUUGCAGCAAGACAGUUUUCGGGAUGUGCUCGAACUGUUGAAGAAAGCCGAAAUUUUGACAAAACGAUUUCCCGCCGGUCGAGCGGUGACACUGAACAAUCUAGCGUGCUACUAUCGCCGACAAGGCAAUUUACACAAGGCUCUAGAUUGUUUGAAAGAAGCAUUCAAGAUUGAGGCACGUUUAGAAAAUCUAUCAAACAAAGCCGAUACACAUCUGAAUAUGUGUGCUGUACUCUCGCAGCUUGGCAAACAUCAGAGUGCGCUUAGUCAAGCACAGUCAGCACUUGUUUUAUUGCAUGAAGAGUUGCAAUUAGGACAUGUGGAAAAUAUUCCAACUCGCACAAAAAAUGACGGCGAAUCUUCUGUAACGACAGAUCCGACAAUAUAA
This is a messenger RNA of Plasmopara halstedii, 747 nucleotides long. Its product is annotated as Tetratricopeptide repeat-containing domain. Gene Ontology annotation, molecular function: protein binding. The transcript has a single exon. The coding region runs from base 1 to 747 and encodes 248 amino acids. NCBI's taxonomy places the organism in Eukaryota, Oomycota, Peronosporomycetes, Peronosporales, Peronosporaceae. The record is from RefSeq and is a predicted model, not a curated record.